AUGGAUUCUGAUGAAUCCGACUUCUACGGUGACGACGAGAUGGUCGGUGACCUCGAGUCUCGGGUCACAGCAUUUGACAUUUCCCAGUGGUGGGAAGAAACGAAUGCCGCCUCGGUGGGCCGUAAAGUCAAGAAGGAGCCUCUUGACAGCACCAAACUUCACAACCCAUACGCGGGCGUUCCCUAUGCGUGGCAGUUGACGGAGACCGUUAAUGACUUCCUUGAUCGUCUCCCCCCCGAGACAACCGAGCACAGCGAGCAUCUUCCGUGGAUUUUUAUUUGCAAUCCGUACAUUCACAGACAGGAGAAAUUCAAUUCCCAGAACCAGCGCAGCAGAGGCAACGAGGAUGAAGCACCCGAGGAGGAGGGAUCACGGCUCGAUACUCUUGUUGAGGGAGGUACCGAGAGAUUAGAGAUCCUGCUCAACUACAAGCAAGGAGUCGAGAACACCAAAAAAACCAAGGCAUGGAUGCUUUUCUAUCAGCCUAAAGAUGUAAACGAAGUCUGGAAUAUCAUUGCGAGGGCCACGGCCAACAACGAGCUGGGUAUUGCCGCAAAAGUCGCCCCUUGGAACCCAUAUACGGACCCGACCGGCCGGAAAGACCGGAUCAUUUGCGUGUAUACGGCCAACUUCAGCGAUAUGACAGAUGUCACACGGGUCUUGCGUCGGCUGAGAGAGCUGAAGCUUGUCGAGCUUAUGGGACGUCCUAUUUACUACAAACCAGAUGCGUUCACUUACCUCGGUAUUGCUCACGGCAACCAUUGGGGCAUGAAAGCCUCAAUUUACAGUUCCAAAGAUGUGUUAUCCUAG
Messenger RNA from Colletotrichum orchidophilum, 810 nucleotides. RefSeq lists its product as uncharacterized. Lineage: Eukaryota; Fungi; Ascomycota; Sordariomycetes; Glomerellales; Glomerellaceae. The transcript is spliced from 4 exons. The record is from RefSeq and is a predicted model, not a curated record. The coding region runs from base 1 to 810 and encodes 269 amino acids.